AUGGGAAAAGCCUUCCUAUUUCUUGCUUGUCUUGUUUUGGCAACUCAAGCAGUUGACAAUGAUCCGGAGAUCGAGAUGAAUGCGCCUGAAAUCAUUCAACGAUGGGGCUACCCGGUAGAGAUUCACACAGUUGAAACAACCGACGGUUAUUUGAUCGACAUUCACCGAAUCCCGGCUGGGAAGAAUCAAGUGCAAACUCCAAACAAGCCAGUCGUCUUCAUGCAACAUGGUUUCAUGUGUGAUUCAAGCAACUGGAUCGUCAAUUUGCCAGAUCAAUCAGCCGGAUUUAUCUUUGCCGAUGCUGGCUACGAUGUUUGGCUUGGGAAUGUCCGUGGAAACACAUAUGGAAAGAAGCACAAGACUCUUAAUCCAAAAUCCGAGAAAUUCUGGGAGUUCUCCAAAGACUUCUGUGGCACCAACCCGACGAAUGACUACUGUGACAAUAUUCUCUUCUUGAUCAGUGGCCCAGAGAGUACGCAAUUCAACGAUCUGAAG
Mesorhabditis belari is the source of this 495-nucleotide messenger RNA. The record is from the annotation of a GenBank genome assembly. NCBI's taxonomy places the organism in Eukaryota, Metazoa, Nematoda, Chromadorea, Rhabditida, Rhabditidae.